UCUUUAGAUCCUUGUAGGAAACAAUGGUCUUAAUGUACCUGUGCUGAUGUCUUGCAACUUCACGUCGUAGCGAUGUAGCUAUGAAUAGACACAAACACAGACUAACACAUUCAAGGCGCAGGUGUCAACAGGAUACAGCAGACACAUUCUUCAAUUGCGACCAUGAAGUACUUCACCAUAAAGCUUAUCACUUUAUUGGCUGUAAAUUUCAUAAACUUCGCCUACGCCACAGGACCACUGCGGGUGUGCUACUUCACCAACUGGGCGUACAAUCGGCCGUCACCGUCUGCCAGAUUUGACGUCAAGGACAUUGACCCCACCGUCUGCACCCACCUCAUCUACGCUUUUGGCGUCUUGAACACAACCACUAAGACUCUGACGGCACAGUAUUAUGAAGAAACAACCAGCACUGGCAGAUACCAGAAACUGAACGACCUCAAGAGUGUGAACCCAACCCUGAGAACCCUGCUCUCUGUGGGGGGACAGAACGAUCACGGCACCGGUUUUCUGGCGGUCUCAGAAACCUCUGAAAUCUUGGCCAAUUUCUCGGCGUCUGCUAUUGCUUUUCUCAGAAAACACAGGUUCGAUGGUCUAGAUCUUGACUGGGAAUACCCGAAUAGUGACACGAAAGCACAAUUUGUUACACUGCUUAAGGGACUACGGACAGCUUUCGACGCGGAACAGCUUCAACCAAACCAAGAACGGCUGCUGCUCACAAUCGCAGCUGCAGCUGGUGUCUGGACCAUUGACCCCGGCUACGACGUGCCCCAGAUCGCUAAGUACGUGGACUACGUCAAUUUGAUGACGUAUGACUACACCACAGGGGACGCCUCUAUCACAGCCUUCAACAGCCCACUCUACUCACGCGGGGACCCGAGGUUCCACCCCACUCUGAGCACGAACUGGACGGUCCAUUACUACAAGAGCCUGGGGUUGCCGUACAGCAAGAUGCUGGUUGGUGUGACAGGUGUGGGACGCUGGCUGGUGCUAGAAGACAGGAACUACACAGGUGUCGGCUCCAACGUCACGGGGGUCAAGAGGACGAGCCCGGAUUAUCAAAUACCAGCAGGGAUGACUUAUCCUGAGAUUUGCCGGGUGCUGAAAAACUCAAGCACCGUGCGAGUCUUUGAUAACGAGCAGAAGGUGCCUUAUCUGGUGAAUGACGACAACUGGGUCGGGUACGAAGACACCGAGAGUGUCACGGUCAAGACCCAGUGGAUGAUGGAUAUCGGUGUAGCUGGCGUCAUGUUCUGGUCCCUGGAUCAAGACGACUUCAGUGGGACGUUCUGUGGCCAGGGAAAGUUUCCGUUACUGAACACCGUGAAAACGCUGAGUGGAAAAGACGAGAUCAGCUCAACCACGAACCCAACCCUGAACCCUCAAUUGAACACAACUACGAACCCUAACCAAGGCUUUACACUGAACACCACCAUGAACCCAACCACACCCCCAAAACCGAGUCAGCCAUUGACUACAACCAUUAAAACGAAAAACACCGGUCACCCAAUUAUAAUACCAACCGGCUUGAUUGCGAUAUUCACUAUUCUAUACACCCUCCUGUUCAGCAUUAAAGAUUUUGAAUUAUCAAUGUGUGACCUGGGGAAGUUUCCACUCAUGUCUGCGGUCAGGUCCAUCAGUUCACCACGAGAAAUAUCGACCAAAUCUCCGGAACCAUCAUAUACGCCAAAUCCGAACCUGCUCCGUCUGUGCUACUUCCCAAACUGGACCAACACCAGAAGGUCGAACAUGUCCAAGUUUGAUGUGCAGGACAUUGACCCCUCCAUCUGUACUCACCUGGUCUACGCCUUUGGUUACCUGAGCGACCAAACGUUUCAACUGGUUGCAGAGUGGCCAUUGUAUGAGGAGUUGACAGGGGGGCGUUAUCAAAAGCUGAACGAGCUAAAGAAGGUCAACCCUCAACUACAAACUCUAAUCUCUCUGUACAUACGCGAGAAGCAUGUAUAUAUAGUCACGAAGAUAGCCGGCACUAAACAAGGCCUGGAGAACUUUGCCAACUCCACGGUAAUGUUUCUCAGAAAACAUGGAUUCAACGGCCUUGACAUUGAUUGGCAGUAUCCAGCAAGGGGUAAUGAGCAGGUGUUUCUCAGAGUGCUACAGUCUCUGAGAUCUGCCUUCAACUCUGAAGUCCUGCAGACAAACCAAGGGCGGCUACUGCUUACAGUCACAGCUGCCGCAGCUAAGUGGAAUAUCAACCCCAGCUUUGACUAUCCCCAGUUAGCCAGGUACGUUGAUUACGUCAGUUUGUUGACGUAUCACUAUACAGCAGCAGAUUCUCGCGUGGCAGCAUUCAACAGCCCGCUGUUCUCUAGACAAGAUCCUAACUUUAACCAAGAACUUAGCACGAACUGGACUGUCCACUACUACAACAGCCUGGGUCUGCCCUUCCAUCAGAUGCUGGUGGGGGUGACAGGGGAGGGACGCAGGCUGGUCCUCCAGGACAAGAUGUCCUAUGGCGUGGGGUCAAAUGUCACUGGUGAGGCGAGGACCAGUGAGGACUAUGGGAUUUUGGCGGGUAUGGCGUACCCCGAGAUAUGCCGGAUGAGUAUGACGUCAUCAACCAAAAGUUACUUUGAUGAGCAGCAGCAGGCACCCUAUAUGGUGAGCGGGGACGACUGGGUUGGGUACGAGAACCCCAGGAGUAUUGCAAUCAAGACCAAGUGGAUGAUGGAUAUCGGUGUUGCUGGCGUCAUGUUCUGGUCCGUGGAUCAAGACGACUUCAGUGGGACGUACUGUGGAGAGGGGAAGUUUCCUCUACUUAACACCAUCAAAACCCUGGCUGGAGGAAACCAGAUGAACCCAACCCCGAGCCCAUCCAAGCAGAAAAAUGGGAGUUAUAGCGUCGUACAGUCUACCGGCUUGAUUGUGAUAUGUGGUGUUUUAUACAACAUUUUGCUAUAGCCGACAAUCAAAUUUUACACAUGACAAUCAUCUUUUAUAUAUGACAAUC
Messenger RNA from Physella acuta, 2968 nucleotides. RefSeq names its product putative chitinase 10. Lineage: Eukaryota; Metazoa; Mollusca; Gastropoda; Physidae. Gene Ontology annotation, molecular function: chitin binding; chitinase activity. Gene Ontology annotation, biological process: carbohydrate metabolic process; chitin catabolic process. The record is from RefSeq and is a predicted model, not a curated record. Gene Ontology annotation, cellular component: extracellular region.